Molecule: messenger RNA, 489 nt
Organism: Actinia tenebrosa (Australian red waratah sea anemone)
Lineage: Eukaryota; Metazoa; Cnidaria; Anthozoa; Actiniaria; Actiniidae
Product: NPC intracellular cholesterol transporter 2-like
Source: RefSeq, a predicted model, not a curated record
AUGUUGAUGAUGCGUCGUGCGUGCGACUUUGUGGUCUUAGCCGUAGUUUUAGCUGUGUCUUCAACUGAAGCAAAGAUAAUUGAAUUUGACUCUUGUGGAUCUAUCAUUAGACCGAUAAUAGGGAAAUACCUACAGAUUGACAUAACUCCAUGUGACUCUGAACCUUGUGUCUUCCGCGUAGGAGCCAAUGUUACCGCCAAAAUCACCUUCAUUCCUGAAGAAACUGUCCAAGAUGGUCUCAUCGAAUUGGUGGCUAUAUUUCCUAGAGGGGAGAGACUACCAUGGCCUCUGAAAAAUCCCCUUGCUUGUGAAGACCACAAUCUUAACUGUCCUUUGAAACCGAAAGAGUCUGCCACAGCGAUCAUACAGACUCGCGUUAUAGAAGAUAUACACGGAAGCUACAAGCUUGUUGCUCAAGUUUACAUGGCCGAAACAGUGCUGCAAAACUAUGUUUUCUGUUUCAGAAUACCUCUACAAGUAACUUACUAG